AGAUGUCUCGGAGCCGGGGGAAGGGAAGUGCCGCUCCAGGCCCCGUCCCAGAAGGACUGAUCCGUCUCUACAGCAUGCGCUUCUGUCCCUUUGCAGAGCGAACCCGUCUCGUCCUGAAAGCCAAAGGCAUUAACCAUGAAAUAAUAAACAUCAAUUUGAAGAACAAACCUGAUUGGUUCUUUGAGAAAAAUCCAUUUGGGUUGGUACCUGUCCUGGAGACCAGCAAGGGUCAGCUGAUCUAUGAGUCUCCAAUCACAUGCGACUAUUUGGAUGAAGCCUACCCGGGAAAAAAGCUCUUGCCUGAAGACCCAUAUGAGCGAGCAUAUCAAAAGAUGCUCUUGGAGCACUUCUCCAAGCUUACACCUCUGGCCUACAAACAUUUCAUGGCCAUUCAAAAUGGGGAGGACAGCACUGCCCUGAAAGCUGAGUUCGGUGAGAAGCUUGGCAAGUUUGAAGAGAUUCUAGCAAAUCGCCAGUCUGUCUUCUUUGGUGGGGACUCGGUAUCUAUGUUUGACUACCUGAUCUGGCCUUGGUUUGAACGUCUGGAAGCUUUCCAGCUGUAUGACUGUCUAGGCCACACCCCAAAGCUCAAGUGCUGGAUGGAUGCCAUGAAGCAGGACCCUGCAGUCAAGGCUACAAUGACUGACUUCCAAACAUUCAAAGGCUAUCUGCAGCUGUAUGUCAAGAAUAGCCCUGAAGCAUGUGACUAUGGGCUCUGAGGUUCAAAUGGGCACCUCCCAUUCAGAAAUCCAUCCCUGCUCUCCUGGUGUGCCUCAUUGUGUAGUUUUGUGUGCAUCUUUCUUGAGGGGGAUUAAUCUGUUCUGGAAAAGGAUGAGUGGACUUCUGUGAACUCCCCCCCUUCCUGUCAGGCGGAGGUUGUGCUGGCUUCAGGCAGAAGUUGGAAAGUCACCAGCCCUUGAGCACAUCCUUCAAAGAAACGUGCUGAUGUAACCCUCUGUGCUCUCUGUCUUCCUUCUUUGUACGGAUAGGGAUGUGUAUUUGCUUUCUCUGUCACUUGGUUUAAAGUGAGUGAUUCUGAUGCUGUAACAAUAAAAGGAGAAAUCUUUCUUUAAAAAUA
Messenger RNA from Gavialis gangeticus (Gharial), 1078 nucleotides. RefSeq names its product glutathione S-transferase omega-1-like. The record is from RefSeq and is a predicted model, not a curated record. The transcript has 6 exons. Gene Ontology annotation, molecular function: glutathione dehydrogenase (ascorbate) activity; glutathione transferase activity. NCBI's taxonomy places the organism in Eukaryota, Metazoa, Chordata, Crocodylia, Gavialidae. The coding region runs from base 3 to 719 and encodes 238 amino acids. Gene Ontology annotation, cellular component: cytoplasm. Gene Ontology annotation, biological process: glutathione metabolic process.